Messenger RNA from Phaeodactylum tricornutum CCAP 1055/1, 2405 nucleotides. RefSeq lists its product with no specific name. NCBI's taxonomy places the organism in Eukaryota, Bacillariophyta, Bacillariophyceae, Surirellales, Neidiaceae. The record is from RefSeq and is a predicted model, not a curated record. Bases 334 to 2355 code for a protein of 673 amino acids. The transcript has a single exon.
CGUCGACUGCCUACUAGAGUGACUUUAGUUGGGGGUGCGUACGACCCCUAACGUGCGUGCUUGUCUUGAAGGUGUGUGUGUGUGUGUGUUCGGUACCACAAACACACAGACUUUUGGGGAGACGGGAACGAAUCCGCCGCUGUUUCCUCCACAUUCCCCUUCCAUCGAACGUCGCUCGCGACUCACUGUUGUUUUGGGAGUGUCGAGUACAAGAGUUAGUUUGGAAAGGUGGAGUGGACGAGACGAGACUUAUCAAUAGCAGUCUCCCUCGACCGACUGACUGACCCCAUCCGACGACUGCUUUCCAUUAGCAACACCACCACCCAUAAAAUCAUGCCGUUGGGAUUGUUAGCCAAAGACUCGAUCCAAGAUUUGGCUUCCUUGGCCCGGGAACCGGAGACUGGAUCGUCGACGGAAUCAGGGAAGGAUGUGAUUGACGGAACAAUUCCCACGCACGAGCGGCUCUUGUUCCAAAAGUCCGGAGCGGACGCCAACACCCACUCGAGCGUCGAACACGCCUCGUUGCCGCUCAACGCGUCCGAUGCAAGUGUCGGACGCGAUGAAACGAAUACCAGCACUACCACCGCUCCUGCCACGGCCAUUGCCAAUCCACAACAAGCGGACGAGAAAGAAACCAACGGCACGUCCGCGGUAGCUCUUCCGCCGGCCUCGUCCGCGCAGUACUCGGGCUUUGCCGCGGAUUAUGCCGACUACCGUGUCUACCACGACGAUCCCUCAUAUUCGCACCAAUCCGAUUCCGUCUACCACGAUCCCUACGCGCCUACCAUGUUCUUGGCGGAGGCUCGUCAGAAACCCAAUUGGUUGGGUUGCCUCUUUCCCUUUUUCUUUCACCAGCACGCGGUGGCGCACGGACCCGCCUUUGGCGAACACCAGUAUUCUUCCAAUGCCAACCAUUUGGACGCCGCCAAUGCCAAUAGUCCCACUACGGACCCUGCCCGACCACCAGGUGACGACGACGAAAUGUCCAGUGGCAGCGACGUUUUUGGUGAGAAACUCUCACAACGCGAACGACAGGCCGUCCUGGCGAGACUGAGACUGGGGCAACCCGAUACUCCCAACGGAUCCGCCACCGGUCCGAACCAUACCCCGGGAACCGGACCCACCGGUACUACCAUCAACCCACGUAACGGUAAGGGUUUGUUGAACGGGAUAUCAACCUACGAUCAAUCGCCGCUGAAUUCCGGCAUGGAAGAUGGGUCGACGAAUCCACUCAAGGGGAUUUUGAAGAACAUUACUUCCCUCACCAACGUGAAACAUCCCGGCACCAGCCAGUCGUCGGGGAAAAACAGCGAAGACCCUGGUGCAUCCAGUGUAGCCAGCACCGUUUCUCGUCGGUCGCUCUUUCCGACGGCGUACGAAAAGCCCAGCGGUCCGCGCCAUAAUCUCCACGUGGCCUUUGCGCCCAUGGCGCGCGUCGUGACGGUCAAAUCCAAAAACGACAUGAGUGCACAAGAAAAGGCCGACGUGUGGUGGCAGCGUCACGAUUACGAUGACUUCCGAAAGACCGGUCGGAUCAUUACACGCGCCAUGGUCGAAGGCGGCAGCGAAAUAUGGUUGACCUCGGACGAGGUCAAACCAACAUUUCAUCCGAGUGGUCGUGGACAGGCUACGUCGCAUUCGACUUCUGUAAUGUCGCACGAGGAGCGUAAAAAGCAAGACCCAGCGUCUGACGCUGGAGAUACAAUUUCAGAACAGCGUGACAAGUGGUGGCACAAGUUUGGUCACUCCCGACGAGGCCUGGAACACGUCGUUUCCAUGGACGAAGGACGCGAGCGACAGCAAAACGUACGCAGUGCCAUUCGAGCGGUGCUCGAGGAACAGAAUAUGCAAACUCUGUACAAGAAGCCGGAUAGCGAAAAGCUACGGUCAGUAGCCCUCAAGCACACCACCUGGGCACGUGAUUUAGCGCUGGCUUCGGGAGCUUCCGACGCGGACGCCGUAAAGGCGAAUUUUGCGGAAGACCGCAAGUCUCGCGAGUUUUAUCUUUUGAAAAUGGCGCGGACCAACCCAACCAUCAAGACGAGUCGACUCGUUCCGGGCUUUAUGCAACCGUGUAUGCACACACCCGGCGCACCUACUCGGACCAAGACCUUCGAAUUGGACAACCACACGUCAACACAGAUCCGGUAUCGAAGACAAAUACACCGAGAAGACGAAGAAAAGAAAAACGAGUUGUCCGAACCGGUACGAGAUCCAGAUCCAGAAGAGCACGGGGAUACACUGGCCAAACGCGCGGCGGGGUUUUCGUCCGAGGGCGACGAAAAAGUCAACAUGGCUGCCGUGCUGUCCGGUAUGGGAGCCGUCCCGCAAGAACCACCCAGUGUCAAGGUUUAGACACUUUCCUUUUUACCUUACCCACAUUCCUUAUUAAAUCAUCACCUAUG